Molecule: messenger RNA, 2093 nt
Organism: Salvia miltiorrhiza (redroot sage)
Lineage: Eukaryota; Viridiplantae; Streptophyta; Magnoliopsida; Lamiales; Lamiaceae
Product: 2-methylpropanoate--CoA ligase CCL4-like
Exons: 2
Coding region: 158-1975 (605 amino acids)
Source: RefSeq, a predicted model, not a curated record
GAAUUAUUUUCUACACAUGCAAUAUCAUUCUAUUUUUUAUAUAUAUAUUUUCAUAAAUAAAAUUUGACAAAUUAUUAAAUUUAGUUUCAUGAUUUCGUCAUCCGUAUUAACAUAUAUCCCUCGUUCCACCAACGAAUUAAACAUGCGAGCGUAAAUCAUGAAUACUCUCUCUCACACACAGCCUAAUUUGAGGCAUUCUUCUUCUUCUUCUUCUCCAUUAUCCUUCCGCCAAUUCACAGCGUUUCUUCCACGGCGGCGACAACCUCAAUCAAUACACGCACCCAAACAUCGCGCAACCCAUGCUUCAAUAUCGGUGCCUCCCUUCAACAACUCUGCGCCUGAACUCGGCAAGGAACAACCAACAUCACCUGCAAAUUAUCCACCUGCUCUAACUCCUCUCAACUUUCUUGAAAGAGCCGCCCUCAUCUACGGCGACUGCCCUUCCAUUAUCUACAACGGCAUCACUCGCACGUGGGCCGAAACACGCAUACGAUGCCUCAAACUCGCCUCAUCCAUUGCCGCCCUCGGCAUCAGCCGCGGCGACGUCGUCUCCGUGGUGGCGCCCAACAUCCCCGCCAUGUGCGAGCUCCACUUCGCCGUCCCCAUGGCCGCCGCCGUCCUCAACGCCAUCAGCCUCCGUCUCAACGCCAACGCCGUCUCCAACCUGCUUCGCCACGGCGACUCCAAGCUCGUUUUCGUGGACUCGGAAUCCGCAUCUCUCGUCCGCGAAGCCGUUUCGCUGCUCCGGCCGCCGCAUCACCGCCCCAUUUUAGUCCUCAUCGGAGACGACGGCUGCGACGAACGCAGUUCGUUCGAUCUUGAUUACGAAAGCAUGGUGGAAAACGGCGACGCGGCGUUCGAGUGGGUCCGGCCCCGCAGCGAGUGGGACCCGAUGGUGCUGAACUACACCUCCGGCACGACCGCGGCGCCCAAGGGGGUGGUGCAUAGCCACCGCAGCGCGUUCCUGCAGUCUCUGAACAUGUUGUUCGAGUGGGGCGUGCCGCAGCGGCCGGUGUACCUGUGGACGCUGCCGAUGUUCCACUGCAACGGGUGGAACUUGGCCUGGGGUAUGGCGGCGGUGGGAGGCGCCAACGUGUGCCUCCGCCGCGUGGAUGCGCCGUCUGUGUACGGAGCUGUGGAGGAGCACGGAGUGACGCACAUGUGUGGGGCGCCGGUGGUGCUGAAUAUGUUGAGCAACUACAGCGGGAGCGGGAGGAAGGCGUUGAGCGCUCCUGUCCAUGUGAUGACGGCGGGAGCGCCGCCGCCAGCGGCCGUGCUUGGACGGGCUGAGUCGUUGGGGUUCAUUACGAGUCACGGGUAUGGGCUGACGGAGACGGGAGGGCCAGUUGUGAUGUGCACGUGGAAGCCAGAGUGGGACCAGUUAGCAGGGUCGGAGAGAGCGAGGCUCAAGGCAAGACAAGGAGUUGGAUCUAUUUGCUCCGCCGAUGUGGACGUGGUGGAGCCAAACUCCGGCGAGAGCGUGGCCCAUGACGGGUUGACGAGGGGGGAGGUGGUGCUGAGAGGCGGCACUUUGAUGUCAGGAUAUCUCAAUGAUCCAGAGGGAACGUCGCGGUGCAUGAGAGAGAAUGGGUGGUUUUGGACGGGAGACAUCGGCGUGAUUCAUGAAGAUGGAUACUUGGAGGUGAAGGAUAGGUCCAAGGAUAUCAUAAUUUGCGGCGGAGAGAAUGUCAGCAGCGUCGAGGUCGAGGCCGUUCUGUACACCCACCCAGCCGUGCAUGAGGCGGCGGUAGUGGCGCGGCCGGAUAGGUAUUGGGGGGAGACGCCGUGCGCAUUCGUGAGCUUGAAGGAGGAAGCGGCGGAGAAGACGUCGGAAAAGGAGAUAAGGAAGUUCUGCAAGGAGAGAUUGCCGCUUUUCAUGGUGCCGAGGAUGGUGGUGUUCAAGACGGAACUGCCCAAGACGUCUACUGGAAAAAUCCAGAAGUAUUUGCUCCGAGAUAUGGCCAAGGAUUUCUGAAAAUUUAGUGCCUUCUUUUAUUGCUAAUGUUAUUAUAACAUUGUGUAUUUCUUUUCUGGUCGGAUGUUGCUAUAUUGUUGUUAUUUUAAUAUUAACAAAAAUUUAACGGAAUAUAAAA